AGAAAAGAUAGACAUAGACCUUCUAAUGUCACAUAAAAGCGAAAUUGGAUAUUCAUAAAUUUGAAGGAUUAUUUUAAAUUAUUAUUUUAAUCGUUAACAUGGCUGAUUUUGACGCAAUAUAUGAGGAACGUGAAGAAAAUGAGGAAAGCUUGGAAGAAAGUUUAGUUGCACCUGUACCUGAUCCAGUUGUUGUAAGAGGAGCUGGCAACAUGACUGUGUUUGGACUGAGUAACCGUUUUGAAUCAGAAUUUCCUCAAGCCCUUGUCUCGAGAGUUGCUCCAGAAGAAUUUAAGGCUACAGUGUGUCGUGUCAACAGUGUGCUGAAAAAGACAUUGCCAGUGAAUGUGAAGUGGCUGUUUUGUGGCUGCGUUUGUUGCUGUUGCACUCUGGGGUGCUCACUAUGGCCAGUUAUAUGUCUCAGUAAAAGGACUCAACAUUCCAUUGACAAACUGCUUGAAUGGGAGAACAGUCAUUUGUACCACAAACUGGGCUUACAUUGGAGACUAACAAAACAGAGAUGUGAUUCAUCAUCGAUGAUGGAAUACGUGCUGUUAAUUGAAUUUAUUCCAAAAAUUCCCAUCUACAGGCCUGAUUAGUGGAGCAUUAGUGGGUGUCAGUGCAGUUGACAUACAAAUAUCCGUGCCUGGUAAACUGGUGGACAUUUCAGCAAAUAGUACUUACGUCACGUCAUCAGCCAAUUUUGUAUUUACAUUCUAACAAGUAGUAUGUAGCGAAAGGCAGUUAAGUAUAUUGCAAGGUGCCUGAAAUUUGUUUAAAUUUUCUAAGUCACAAAAUACCACAAGAUGAGCGAUAAUAAAUACCGUGGUUGGUAAUUUAGUAACACUUUUUAAGCCAUCAUCUUUAGAGCAUAUUCUUUUCAUGUAGACCACAACAUUUUUAAGACAUUUAAAUUAUCAUUGAGCCCUAAUAAUUUUUUGUGUGACAUGCAUUUUUUUUACCUACCUAAAAAUGUUAGGUAAUGGAUAAAACAUAAUGCUGAAGCUCAUGAGCCAAGUCUAUACAUAUAAAUGGCAAUCCAUUGUGAUUCUAAAAUUUGUUAUAGCCAGCCAAACCAUGUGUCUCCACAAAAUCAUUGAGCCGAAUGUAUGUCACAUAAUAUUGCAGAUAAAUUCAAUUUCAUAAAACUUAUACUUGUUUAUAUGUUAAAUUUAAUGAAUGCAAGAAAAAAAAAUCAUUUCAAAAUGAGAUUUGUAAAAGGAUAGUUUUAUCAUGUAAUGUAAACCCUUUUUUUCUAUAAUUUUCUGUGCUUUGCAACUAAAUGAAAAUAAUAAUUCAUGUACCAAUAGAGGUUUGAAGACAUAUCUUGAAAUACGGCCUAUUUUAUUGAAAGAUUGAAGAAAGACAUAUACAAAUAUUAUUUGUAUUAGCUUUAAUUGUAAAUAUUAGUGGAGUCUUAUUAUUUGGCAAGGAGCUAUCUGUAAUUAUGUAAUAUUUUUCUUCCAGGUACGUAUGAUUCGUAGCAAAUUUCAUCUAUAAAUCAUUAUUCAACAUGAAUCAUUCAUUCAUUAUUCUUAUAAACAACGAUGUUCACACAAACUUAACCUGAUUGGUGUGUGACAGACUUUUUUUUAUUACAUCUGUUUAAAUCUUGUUUAGAAGUUAGAAUUUAUAAGGAUUGUAAUUACUUUAAUAAAAUAAUGUUUAGUUUUUAUAAUGUUAAAAAUAGAUUUAUUGUAAAUAAAUGACAGAAUACUGAAGUUAA
Molecule: messenger RNA, 1723 nt
Organism: Macrosteles quadrilineatus (aster leafhopper)
Lineage: Eukaryota; Metazoa; Arthropoda; Insecta; Hemiptera; Cicadellidae
Product: cysteine-rich hydrophobic domain-containing protein 2
Exons: 4
Coding region: 99-596 (165 amino acids)
Source: RefSeq, a predicted model, not a curated record